AUGGGGAACGGGAGAACAAUAUUGAAGGAGAAUAAGAAGGAACUUCAUCAUGAUCACCUUGACGAGACCGUUCUAUACGAAAUAUUUACGAGACUCCCGCAAGAAUGCCUCGCUGAGUUGAGGUACGCGUGCAAGACUUUCCACAAGUGGACAUCGUGGAGCAAAUUCGUCGCCGAUUCCUUUCAUCUGUCGCGGCCCGCGCUGCUUGUGCAAGUCCCCGGCAACUUGAGGUCGAAAGCUUUCAAGACAAGGUUCCUGGAAUUGGAUAGCGAAGGACUCGGGUUCAAGAAUAAAAAAUUCGGUAUGUCUAAGAUGGGGAAGGCCAGGUCUACUUGCAAUGGUCUACUUCUGGUGAACGACACGAACAAGGAAAAGUGUUUAGUGGUCAUGAAUGUGCUUACCAAGUGUUAUGUUGCCAUCCCUUUUUGCCCUUCUCAUUGCAAGCACGAAGCUUGCGGUUUGGCGCUAGUUUUCAACCCUCACGACAAGGUUUACAAAGUGGUGCACGUCUAUAAUGCUGGUUUUGGGUUCGAGAUUUUCACCCUGGGCUGCUCAGGGAACGAAUGGAAGGUUAUUCCUGGCCCGUUCAGCGGACCAGGAGAGCAGCCUUUCGGCGCGCAAUUUCGUUGGAGUGAUCCUUUGUCCACGAAUGGGCAACUGAUCCUGCACUGGGAUGUCGAUUCUCGCGAAUACAUUAUAUCAUUCGACACCUCCGAGGAAACAUUCAGGAGGACUUGUUAUCCAUGUCGUUUCGAAGAAGGGACCGGCACUUUGUUGGAGACGGGAGGCAAUCUCUCCUUUGCACACAGAAGUUCCUCCACUCAAUUUGAUGUUUGGGUUUUGGAAGACUUUGAAAGGCAAGUUUGGAACAAAAGCUAUAGCGUUUUGGCGGAGUCAAUAAGCUACACGUCUCAAGAGAUAAAUGCUUUACCAAGCUUUGAGAACCUUGUGCCUCUUUUCAGCUUGAGAGAUGGGGAAAUAAUGCUUUUCCGGCACAAGAGCUCUCCUUGUUGGUAUUUGUUUGAGAAAAAGCUUAGGGUGUUGAAGAAAUUGAGCGGAAUGCCAGUGAAGACUACUCCUAAACUAUUGCUAUACAAGAGCAGCCUUGUCCGUUGGAAAAAUAAGGAAGAACUAUUGGUUCGAGAAACUAUCUAA
Messenger RNA from Morus notabilis, 1155 nucleotides. Its product is annotated as F-box/LRR-repeat/kelch-repeat protein At2g27520. Bases 1 to 1155 code for a protein of 384 amino acids. The transcript has a single exon. Lineage: Eukaryota; Viridiplantae; Streptophyta; Magnoliopsida; Rosales; Moraceae. Gene Ontology annotation, molecular function: protein binding. The record is from RefSeq and is a predicted model, not a curated record.